CCUCCCUCUCUCCCCUGCUGUGAAUGCCUGGAUCAUUUUUUUGGGAGGGGGACCAUAACUAACAAGGGGUGAAAGGAGGUGUGUACACACGAGCCUGCUGGAGGCAGAAGGGAGAGAGGGAGGGAGGGAGAGAGACAGAGAGAUAGAGAAAGAGAGGAGGGGGACGAGUAGCAGGUUUAGUGCAGCUGCUGAUGCCAGAGUCUGGGAGUGAGACAGACUGAGGGGGACCUGAGGAGUGGAGGAGGGCUGGCACGUGUGGAGCGGGGGUCGGCAACUUGUGGGCAAAGCGGAGGGGAAAAAAGAUUCACAUUCACAAACAGCUGGACAGAUGAGGAGGCUUCAAGGACCACGCUUCAGUCCUGGGCGUAUGGUGUACUGACCCUGCCUGCCACAGGCGAGGAGUCAGAGGACCAGGGCCAUGAUUGGCUCUCCUGGCCCUGGUGGGCGUGCCUUAGUGCCAUGGCCGAGGGUGUGGCGGUGGGUCCUGGCUGUUUCUCUGGUUGCCAUGAUAAACUUGAUGCUGCCAGGAAGUAGCCAAGCCUGUCCGCCACGGUGUGAGUGCUCGGCUCAGCUGAGGUCGGUGUCGUGCCAACGGCGGCGGCUCACCAACAUCCCAGAGGGCAUUCCCACCGAGACACAGCUCCUGGACCUCAGCAAGAACCGGCUCCACUGGGUGCAUGCAGGCGACCUGGCACCUUACCCACGGCUAGAGGAAGUUGAUCUCAGCGAGAACCUCAUUGCCACAUUAGAGCCCAAUGCCUUCGCCACCCUCCAGAGUCUUAAAGUGCUGAAGUUAAGGGGAAACCAGCUGAAGUUAGUGCCCAUGGGGGCUUUUGCCAAGCUGGGAAAUCUGACCAGCCUGGACCUGAGCGAGAACAAGAUGGUGAUUUUAUUGGACUACACCUUCCAGGAUCUGAGGAGUCUGAAACAUCUGGAGGUUGGAGACAAUGACCUGGUUUACAUAUCCCACAAGGCUUUCUCAGGGCUGCUGGCGCUGGAGGAUCUCACAAUAGAGCGCUGCAACCUGACAUCCAUCUCUGGUCAGACACUGUCCUAUCUCCGCAGCCUGGUCACUCUUCGUCUCCAUCACCUCAGCAUCACUGCCCUGGAGGACCAGAACUUCCGCAAGCUCUCCAACUUGCGGGGUCUGGACAUCGAUCACUGGCCGUACCUGGAAUACAUCUCCCCUCUGAGUUUCCAGGGUUUGGACCUCCACUGGCUCUCCAUCACCAACACCAACAUCACCUCUGUCCCCUCCGCCUCCUUCAAGAACCUGGUGCACCUCACCCACCUCAACCUGUCCUACAAUCCCAUCUCCUCACUAGAGCCCUGGGCCUUCAAAGACCUACUGAGGCUGAAGGAGCUCAUCAUGGUAAACACAGGGUUGGUGACAGUGGAGCCCCAUGCCUUCGGAGGCCUCCGACAGAUCCGGGUCCUCAACUUCUCUUCCAACGACCUGCAGACCCUGGAGGAGGGCUCCUUCCACUCUGUCAACAGUCUGGAGACCCUCAGAGUGGAUGGGAAUCCCCUGAUGUGUGACUGCCGUCUGUUGUGGAUCCUGCAAAGACGCAAGACCCUCAACUUUGACGGCAGAGUGCCGGUGUGCGCGGGGCCGGUGGAGGUGCAAGGGGUCAGCCUCAGCACCUUCACCGAUUCUGCACUCUUCGAUCACUUUACAUGCCAGAAACCUAAGAUUCGCAACCGUAAGCUGCAGCAGGUAAUGGCACGUGAAGGUCAGCCUGUGAGUUUUCUGUGUCGAGCCGAAGGAGAACCUGCACCUGCCAUUGUCUGGAUUUCCCCACAGCGCAGACGGAUCACAGCUAAGAGUUCAGGGCGUAUCACUGUCCUCCCAAGUGGCACCCUGGAGAUCCGCUACGCCCAACUCACUGACAGCGGAACUUACAUCUGCAUUGCCAGCAACGCUGGAGGCAAUGACACCUACUUCGCUACGCUCACAGUGCGUGGCCAGCCGCUGGACGCCGCCUCAGCCUUCUUUCUCAACCGCUCGCUGUACAGCGGUGAGUUCUUGAACGACACAAAUCUGAACAGCACACGUGUAUUCCUCAAGUUCACCUUGGACCUGACCACCAUCUUGGUCUCCACGGCGAUGGGUUGCAUCACCUUUCUGGGGGUGGUCCUCUUCUGUUUCCUGCUGUUGUUCGUGUGGAGCCGGGGACGCGGCCAACGCAAGAACAACUUCACAGUGGAGUACUCUUUCCGGAAAUCUGAACCCGCCACUGGGACCUCCUCGGGAGGGACGAGGAAGUUCAACAUGAAAAUGAUAUGAAACAACGCAGCCAGGGGUCCCUCGGGGGAGGCAUGAGCACGUCCCAAAAACGUGUUUGACACACGCAAACACACACAGCCACUGACUCGCAAAGAAGUUUGAUAACACAAAACAACUUCCCAUCCAUGGCUCCAUUGAAAAUUUGAGUGCCCACAUAAAAAACUGGAGCCAUGAUGUGAUUUGGUUUAAUCUGUGAAUGAAAACAAAAUGAUCCUGAUCUCCCUGUCUCUCUGUGGUUAUUCAGCAUGUGAUGAGAAACAUGUUUGAGUGGUACUGUGAGGAAGAGUAUUGAUAGAUCGGAAAGAGCUGCUUAUCGUGCUUGAUAAGAAUAAUAACAUUAAGCAUUAUAGGAGAUAAGUUGUGAAUUGGUUUGAUCACUGAGCUGUGGAAAACUGGUAGUCGUGUUAUUUUGAUGAGGAAAUAAAAAAUCAUUCCUUCAAAUCAAAACUCUUCUCUAUUGUGUUGUGUGCAUUUUAAGAGACACAUGUAGAGUUGGUAACUAUGCUCUUG
Paralichthys olivaceus (Japanese flounder) is the source of this 2797-nucleotide messenger RNA. Its product is annotated as leucine-rich repeat and immunoglobulin-like domain-containing nogo receptor-interacting protein 3. Gene Ontology annotation, cellular component: extracellular matrix. Lineage: Eukaryota; Metazoa; Chordata; Actinopteri; Pleuronectiformes; Paralichthyidae. Gene Ontology annotation, molecular function: protein binding. The record is from RefSeq and is a predicted model, not a curated record.